Oncorhynchus nerka (sockeye salmon) is the source of this 1131-nucleotide messenger RNA. RefSeq lists its product as uncharacterized. Bases 1 to 1131 code for a protein of 376 amino acids. The record is from RefSeq and is a predicted model, not a curated record. NCBI's taxonomy places the organism in Eukaryota, Metazoa, Chordata, Actinopteri, Salmoniformes, Salmonidae. The transcript has a single exon.
AUGAUCUCGGAGCCUCAGGAUGAGGAGCCAUCUACCUCCUCAGCCACACAGGCCUCUUUAGAAAUGAUCUCGGAGCCUCAGGAUGAGGAGCCAUCCACCUCCUCAGCCACACAGGCCUCUUCAGAAAUUAUCUCGGAGCCUCAGGAUGAGGAGCCAUCCACCUCCUCAGUCACACAGGCCUCUUUAGAAAUGAUCUCGGAGCCUCAGAAUGAGGAGCCAUCCACCUCCUCAGUCACACAGGCCUCUUCAGAAAUGAUCUCGGAGCCUCAGGAUGAGGAGCCAUCCACCUCCUCAGUCACACAGGCCUCUUCAGAAAUGAUCUCGGAGCCUCAGGAUGAGGAGCCAUCCACCUCCUCAGCCACACAGGCCUCUUCAGAAAUGAUCUCGGAGCCUCAGGAUGAGGAGCCAUCCACCUCCUCAGUCACACAGGCCUCUUCAGAAAUGAUCUCGGAGCCUCAGGAUGAGGAGCCAUCCACCUCCUCAGUCACACAGGCCUCUUUAGAAAUGAUCUCGGAGCCUCAGAAUGAGGAGCCAUCCACCUCCUCAGUCACACAGGCCUCUUCAGAAAUGAUCUCGGAGCCUCAGGAUGAGGAGCCAUCCACCUCCUCAGUCACACAGGCCUCUUCAGAAAUAAUCUCGGAGCCUCAGGAUGAGGAGCCAUCCACCUCCUCAGCCACACAGGCCUCUUCAGAAAUGAUCUCGGAGCCUCAGGAUGAGGAGCCAUCCACCUCCUCAGUCACACAGGCCUCUUCAGAAAUGAUCUCGGAGCCUCAGGAUGAGGAGCCAUCCACCUCCUCAGCCACACAGGCCUCUUCAGAAAUGAUCUCGGAGCCUCAGGAUGAGGAGCCAUCCACCUCCUCAGUCACACAGGCCUCUUCAGAAAUGAUCUCGGAGCCUCAGGAUGAGGAGCCAUCCACCUCCUCAGUCACACAGGCCUCUUCAGAAAGGAUCUCGGAGCCUCAGGAUGAGGAGCCAUCCACCUCCUCAGUCACACAGGCCUCUUCAGAAAUGAUCUCGGAGCCUCAGGAUGAGGAGCCAUCCACCUCCUCAGCCACACAGGUGUCUUCACACAUGUUGUCUGAGCCUGAGGAUGAGGACGAACACCUGUUUGCUUCCACUUCUCCCCAGUAG